UACUUCCCCACCGUCAAUCCUCGUUGCAAUUAAUAGAAAAUGACAGCCUUGCGAUUCGUCAGAUCGGUCUGGGCCUCCUUUCGGACCAAUUCGGGGUUGGAGCCUCGGCUGUUGGAUGGUCUUCGUGUGACUGAUGCCAAACCGGGCCAGGUCAACUUCGAACUUGAUAUUCAAAAGGAGCACACAAAUCGCUUGAACAUCCUCCAUGGCGGCACCAUCGCUAGUAUGGUGGAUCUCGGGGGUUCUUUGGCUGUGGCAUCCCGAGGACUGUUUGCUACAGGUGUAUCAACCGAUCUCAACGUGACGUAUCUCAGUUCUGGCGGUAAAAUCGGUGACAAGAUUAUGGCGGAAGUCACCUGUGAUAAGUUUGGCAAGACCCUGGCAUACACCUCUAUCAAAUUCAUGAACAGCAAAGGCGAAGUUGUUGCCCGAGGAAGCCAUACCAAAUAUAUAGCUCUUGCCUGGAAAGAUCCCCAGAAUAUUGUGGAGGAGCUUGGUGGACGGAAGUCAUCAUGAAAGAGAUUUGUAUAUAGUACGGAGUAGUACAUAACUGGAAUGGUAAGCUUUCAAGAGGAUAGUUCUUCAGUCUCCUUGGAAGAGAUAUGCAUCAAGAUUGAUUCAUAACCACCCACAAAGAAAAGCUAGAUAUGCUCCUUCUGUUCAUAGCUUCUGUGGAGCAAUAGGGGUGGAUCUACUAAGUCUUCGCACUAUCUACAAUCUCGGCAUUGCAAUGACUCCGCUAGUAUGGGCUGGGCUUUGGCAGGAGUUCUAUAGAAGUCAUGCUCUCUCUGAAGCAAGACACUCAUUGCUUGAAACUUCCCAAGACGGUGAAGAACUGAGAAGGAGGACCUGGCUAGCGCUUAAGACCUUGGUGUCAGGAUAAUAUGAAGAGCGUGGGUGACACCAGCUCCAAACUGCUUAAU
This is a messenger RNA of Aspergillus ochraceoroseus IBT 24754, 923 nucleotides long. RefSeq names its product PaaI family thioesterase. The record is from RefSeq and is a predicted model, not a curated record. The transcript has 10 exons. NCBI's taxonomy places the organism in Eukaryota, Fungi, Ascomycota, Eurotiomycetes, Eurotiales, Aspergillaceae. Gene Ontology annotation, molecular function: fatty acyl-CoA hydrolase activity. The coding region runs from base 40 to 516 and encodes 158 amino acids.